AACCCCAACAAAUUGAUCCCUGAAAAGGGUCUUUCGGAAAUCGUCUGUGCUGUAAUGGGUCACGAAGUGGUUGCUGUGGCUCCAUCGCCGCCGCCGCCGACGUCUUUGGCACCUGGGUUUAGGUUUCAUCCCACGGAUGAGGAGCUGGUGAUGUACUAUUUGAGGCGGAAGGCUUGUAGGAAGCCGUUUCGGUUCCAAGCUGUUUCCGAAAUCGAUGUGUACAAAUCUGAGCCCUGGGAGCUUCAAGGUUAUUCUCUGCUGAAGACCAGAGAUCUAGAAUGGUAUUUCUUCAGUCCUGUAGAUAGGAAGUAUGGUAAUGGUUCACGACUGAACCGUGCCACUGGCAAAGGGUACUGGAAGGCAACCGGAAAGGACCGGAAAGUACGUCAUAAGUCACAGACAAUCGGGAUGAAAAAAACUCUAGUCUUCCAUAGUGGACGAGCUCCAGAUGGAAAGCGGACCAACUGGGUAAUGCAUGAGUACAGACUUGUGGAUGAAGAAGUAGAGAAAGCCGGAGUAGUGCAAAUGGUGAUAUUGAAAGUCAAAAUUUAG
Messenger RNA from Ilex paraguariensis (yerba mate), 552 nucleotides. NCBI's taxonomy places the organism in Eukaryota, Viridiplantae, Streptophyta, Magnoliopsida, Aquifoliales, Aquifoliaceae. The record is from the annotation of a GenBank genome assembly.